AAAGACGCAGGUGAGGGGCGGAGGCCAGUCGGCGAGUUGGCUUCGAUCUGUCAAGCGAACGUGCGUCAUUCGAGAGUCGGCUAUUGUCACUCGGUCGAUUCUCUCUGCUCUCUGCGUUCGUACGCGGUGAUCGGAGAUCAGUGUGUCAUCGCACAUCGACACGCCGACACGUUGCUUCCACUCGAGGAUGCGCCUGAUUAGUGAGACGAGCUCGUGAUAUACACGUGUUUGUGGGUGCGUGCGCGAGAUUUCGCACUCGAUCAACGAGACGAGAAGAAAACGAUAACUGUUCACAAUUUAUGACGAGAGACUCCGUGUCACCCAUCUGUCGCUGUCCGUUCAUUUACGCCUCUGUGCUGUCGACAGAUCGAUAAAUACAUACGCGUGUGUGUGUGCGUGUUGUAUAUGUGUGCGCGCCCGCGCGCUAACGUCAUACGACCACGCAGCGUGCUCCCGAGAGGAAAAAGCGAACGCCAAAUUGAUCGACUCGGUUGCCCGUGGCCAUAACUUGGAAUCGCCGUUGUCAAUAAUGAAGGCGAUGGUGGUGAGCCCAUUGGGAGGCAGAGUCCCUCCCGAUCAUCACGGUGUCUUGCACAACGGUCUGGGAAUCGGCGGCACCAGGCGCGACCUCGAGGCCGAGGAGGUGGCCGCUUACCUGACGAAGUUGCGCUCCCUCGUACCAGACAUGCCGCGCAAACGAAAGCUGUCAAAGCUCGAGGUGAUCCAAAGGGUGAUCGAGUACAUCUGUGACCUGCAGACCGCCCUGGAAGAGACGAAUGCCGCGCAUCAAGACGCAACGACGACAACGUCAACGACGUCGCAGUCGUCGAGGCAACCCCUGCUGAACGCCACCACGACGACCGCCACGACGACCGCCUCUACCAUCGCGACGUCCAUCGUAAUGACAUCGACAACGUCCGCAACGGCGACGGUGGCCGAACGGUGACCUACCGAUCAAACUCAUUAAGGUACAGGUCGCAUCUCGAGGUCAUCCUUCUCGUGGACUGACGGACUAGUCAUUCCGCUUGUGUCUCCGAAAGGGUUUUGUUCGAGCGCCAUGGACGUCGCGAUAAACUCGACUAAGAAACUUGCCCGCUGAUCCACACCUGAUUUGACGGGAGAUGAUGUCAAUCACCAGUCCCGCCGCUUCCCGGAAGAGAAAGGCGCACCCGAAGAGAUGAUACUAAGAGAGACGUUAUCGAGUUUUCGUAAAAGCGAAAAAGAUCCCGCGCCCCCCGAUUUCUUAAGGUCUUCCCUUCCCCCGCGAAGGGAAAUUGUAAAUAUAUUUGUACAUAGACUCACAUCGCGCAUUCCUCACGAGAUCUCUUUCACGGUAUAAGGACCCGGGUCCCUCCUUCCCUUUCUUCUGAUUUUUACCCUCUGGAAUCUUAUCAUUCCAUUCUUUUCAUCAACCGCGUAUUAUCUCGCAGCGAGAUCUUCGUAGUUCCGUUUUGCGAUUGACCGUGAUAGGAGGUGAUGCGCGAUCGUUUUCCCGGAUAGUAUUCAUUUUCGGCGAGAUAUUUCGGAGUACCUAGAUCAUCGGGUAUUUUCCGGUGGAGCGAGAAUUUAUUCGUCAUCGAUUAUCGUAAUGUAACGCGAACGUAGAAUCACGUGAAGACGCCGAACUCUUUCUCCGAAAAUGUUUGCUAUCAUUCGAGUCAUUAUAUUUAGCGCCCCGCCCAACUGGUCGCCGAUCGAUCGCCUUUUCUUGUCCUCUCUUGGAAAAUCGCUAUCCACGGAUCGCUAUCUAUGGAUAGAGGCGAGAUUUAUCUUGUGAAAUCGAAUGUUUAUGUGAGACGAUCGAGUUGCGAGUCGAGCGUCGAGAGAUUGAAUUUUCACCUAAAUUACAAUGAUUCUAAACCUCAAGUUUUGUUUCCUGUUAAGAUUUCACGCUCUCACCGUAUAUCGCUGAUAUAUUUUAUCAUUAUUAUAUCGUUAUAUAUAUAUAUAUAUAUAUAUAUAUAUAUAUAUAUAUAUGUAUAUAUGUAUACAUAGUUCUUUAUGUUAUAAUUUAGAGAGAGCUAAUAUCCCUUCCUCAAUCCGCGUAAAUAAUGUAUAUUUGCGAAGACUGAAAGGCUGUAAGAAUACAUUAAUCGCGGGUGAAUUGCACUCGCACAUAAAAUAAAUACAAAACUGUGUCUGCAAGUUA
Molecule: messenger RNA, 2149 nt
Organism: Cataglyphis hispanica
Lineage: Eukaryota; Metazoa; Arthropoda; Insecta; Hymenoptera; Formicidae
Gene: emc
Product: DNA-binding protein inhibitor ID-2
Exons: 1
Coding region: 530-946 (138 amino acids)
Biological process (GO): negative regulation of transcription by RNA polymerase II; cell differentiation; circadian regulation of gene expression
Cellular component (GO): cytoplasm; nucleus
Molecular function (GO): protein dimerization activity; transcription regulator activity
Source: RefSeq, a predicted model, not a curated record